Molecule: messenger RNA, 1458 nt
Organism: Electrophorus electricus (electric eel)
Lineage: Eukaryota; Metazoa; Chordata; Actinopteri; Gymnotiformes; Gymnotidae
Gene: adrm1
Product: ADRM1 26S proteasome ubiquitin receptor
Cellular component (GO): nucleus; cytoplasm; proteasome regulatory particle, lid subcomplex
Molecular function (GO): endopeptidase activator activity; proteasome binding
Source: RefSeq, a predicted model, not a curated record
CAAUAGGUGGCGAGGCAGGAAGGCGUUUUUUGUGUUGAACUUCCAAGCUGGCAGUCUGGACGUUUCUAGUGCGGGUUUUGUCAAAGAAGGAAUCAGAAUGUCAUCAGGAGCACUCUUUCCCAGUCUGGUGACAGGCUCGCGCAGCUCGUCCAGCAAAUACUUGGUUGAGUUCCGGGCUGGUAAAAUGACCCUAAAGGGCAGCACGGUGACCCCAGAUAAACGCAAAGGCAUGGUCUACAUCCAGCAGACAGAUGACUCUCUCAUCCAUUUCUGUUGGAAGGACAGAACCACAGGAAAUGUUGAUGAUGAUCUGAUCAUUUUCCCUGAUGACUGCGAGUUCAAGAGGGUGAGCCAGUGCACCACAGGGCGGGUCUACGUGCUCAGGUUCAAGGCCGGCUCCAAACGGCUCUUCUUCUGGAUGCAGGAGCCCAAAGCGGACAAAGACGAGGAGUACUGCCGCAAAGUGAACGAGUACCUGAACAACCCGCCCGUACCGGGCACCCAGGGCAGCGGGAGCAGCAGUGGCCAUGAGCUCUCGGCACUGGGAGGAGAGGGCGGCCUGCAGAGCCUUCUGGGAAACAUGAGCCAUAACCAGCUCAUGCAGCUGAUUGGACCCACAGGACUAGGGGGGCUCGGUGGGCUCGGAGCUCUCACAGGUCCAGGGCUGGCCAGUCUGUUGGGCAGUGGUGCACCAACCAGCAGCAGUUCAACGUCAAGCUCCCGCAGCCCGUCGGCAGCGGCCACGCCCUCUUCCGGAUCGGCUCGCCUUGGUUCCACCCAGGCGCCCACCCCCCCGGUGACGCCCGCCGCGACCUCUGCGGGGUCCCCCACCGUCACGCCCACCACCCCGGCGUCUCAGACCCCCUCCCUGGCUGCCGGAGUGGGGAGCCCCACGCAGCCCAUCCAGCUGAGGGACCUCCAGAGCAUCCUGGCCACCAUGAACGUGCCAGCCGCAGCCGUGGAAGGCCAGGGAGUGGACCUGGCGAGUGUGCUGACCCCCGACGUCAUGGCUCCUAUUCUGGCCAACCCCGAGGUGCAGCAGCGACUUUUCCCAUUCCUGCCUGUAGGAGACGCUCUCCCACAGGGCGCCGAGGAGAUCCAGGGCACGCUCACCUCGCCACAGUUUCAGCAGGCGAUGAGCAUGUUCAGCAGUGCGCUUGCAUCAGGGCAGCUCGGUCCUCUCAUGAACCAGUUCGGCCUGCCUGCUGAGGCAGUGGACGCAGCCAACAAAGGAGACGUGGAGGCGUUUGCCAAGGCCAUGGAGGGUGUCGGCGGGACGGCGAGCGACCCGGGCGACGCCAAAGAGCAGAAGGACGAAGACGAGGACAUGAGUCUGGAUUAGUGAAGCAUGUCUUCCGUAAGGUGCUGUGUCCACGGUGCUGUUAGUAAACCCUGCAGGUCUGACCAGUAUGCUUGUGUGUUUUGUAAGCGUGUUGUGCAAUUAAAUUCUUGACAGUC